Molecule: messenger RNA, 513 nt
Organism: Moneuplotes crassus
Lineage: Eukaryota; Ciliophora; Spirotrichea; Euplotida; Euplotidae
Source: the annotation of a GenBank genome assembly
AUGCUAAGAUAUCAGGAUAAGGAAGCAGUCACUACCACAAUCUUUCAUUAUAUCAAUCUGACGCUUUUGAUCAUUGAUUCAGCUGCACUUAUAGGAUUGGUUAUUGCCUUUCCAGAUGCUCAACAAGUCUUGGGAAUGCUUGCGUUAAUCCACGCUUUUUUCUUGGUUCCUAGUAUGUUGUACCAUAUUGUUCCAGCCAUUAGAACAAACUUCUUGUUUACCUGGAUUGCUCAUGUGUUAAGCUCCCUCACGCUCGGGAUCUUUGUGAUAUCUUUGGUGCUGUACCUCUUCGUUAUUGACAACCAGAGAGGAAGUGAUGCUAUGAUGGCCAUCAUGGUAGGUAUUACAGGACCAGGUGCACUCAUAGCUGGAACUUUACUAAUGAUGCUGAAUUCUGAAGCCCAAAUGAAGCAAAUUACUUAUGUUGUUUUCCCAAAAGAAGGAUCCCAUCAGCAACCAAUAAUGAUGAUAUAACUCAAUGGGAACAGAACGAAUAAUGCAAUUCACCAGUUA